Molecule: messenger RNA, 2298 nt
Organism: Mustela lutreola (European mink)
Lineage: Eukaryota; Metazoa; Chordata; Mammalia; Carnivora; Mustelidae
Product: SEC14-like protein 4
Exons: 14
Coding region: 568-1584 (338 amino acids)
Cellular component (GO): cytoplasm
Source: RefSeq, a predicted model, not a curated record
AACGAAACCAGGCAGCUGCAGCGAGGCCAGGCGGCGGGCCGGCAGACUCCUGGCACACCUGCGCCCCUCGACCCCUGAGCUCACCGGGCACCAUGAGCGGCCGAGUCGGGGACCUGAGCCCUCAGCAGCAGGAGGCGCUGGCCAGGCUCCUCCCUGCUGACCUUUGCCUGGGGCUGUUUCCACAAAGACUCCACUACCCAGAGCUCUGGGCAAUCCACGUUUUGCAGAAUGCCCACAUUUUUCUGGCACCGGCUACAAGCCAGGACUGCCGCUAAGUGCUUUGCCUGUACACACUCCUACGAUUGGCACAAGUUCAUCUUUAUCCCACUUCACAGAUCAAGAAACUGAGGCUCAGAAUGGUUAAGUAACUUGCUUCCAGAUCUAGACCCUCAAGUUCCGAGACAACCUCCAGGACCUGCUGCCCACCCUGCCCAAUGCUGAUGAGUACUUUUUCCUGCGCUGGCUCCGAGCUCGGAACUUUGACCUGCAGAAAUCUGAGGACAUGCUCCGGAAGACCUGGAUCCCCCACAGCCCUCUUCCUGGCAUUGCCAUCUCCAGUUCUAGCACAUGGAGUUCAGAAAGCAACAGGACCUGGACAACAUCCUUUCGUGGAAGCCCUCAGAGGUGAUCCAACUGUACGACUCUGGUGGUCUGAGCGGCUAUGACUACGAAGGCUGCCCCGUGUGGUUCGACAUCAUUGGGACCCUUGAUCCCAAAGGUCUUCUCCUGUCAGCCUCCAAGCAGGAGCUUAUCCGGAAGCGCAUCAGGGUCUGUGAGCUGCUUUUGCGGGAGUGUGAGCUGCAGAGUCAGAAGUUGGGCAGGAAGAUUGAGACAGUGCUGAUGGUGUUUGACAUGGAGGGGCUCAGCCUGAAACACCUGUGGAAACCAGCUGUCGAGGUCUACCAGCAGUUUUUUGCCAUCCUGGAAGCAAAUUAUCCUGAGACGAUAAAGAAUUUAAUUGUCAUUCGUGCCCCCAAGCUGUUCCCGGUGGCCUUCAACUUGGUCAAAUUUUUCAUGAGUGAGGAAACGCAAAGGAAGAUAGUGAUUCUGGGAGGCAACUGGAAGCAGGAGCUGCCAAAGUUCAUCAGCCCCGACCAGCUGCCCGUGGAGUUUGGGGGGACCAUGACUGACCCUGAUGGAAACCCCAAGUGCCUGACCAAGAUCAAAUAUGGGGGUGAUGUGCCCAAGAGCUACUACCUGCGUAACCAGGUGAAGACACAAUAUGAGCACACGGUGACAGUGGCCAGAGGCUCCUUCAUGCAGGUGGAGAACGAAAUCCUGUUCCCAGGCUGUGUGCUCAGGUGGCAGUUCGCAUCAGAAGGGGCAGACAUUGGCUUUGGGGUUUUCCUGAAGACCAAGAUGAGUGAACAGAAGCAGGCAGGGGACAUGGUGGAGGUGUUGCCCAUCCAACGCUGCAAAGCCCAUGUGGUCCCUGAGGACGGGAGCCUCACCUGCCUCAAGGCUGGCGUCUAUAUCCUGCGCUUUGACAACACCUAUAGCCUGAUGCACGCCAAGAAGGUCAGCUACACCGUGGAGGUGCUGCUCCCAGACAAGGCCUCCGAGGAGAAGCUUCAGAGUCUCUAGGCGAGGAGACCAUCCCCAGCGCAGUGAAGACCCUGGCUGCCUCUGUGCCUGUGCUUUUCAACCCCUUAGCUCUCCCUCCCUGUGCCCUGCCCUCCCAGGCACAGAGGCAGAGCAGGAAGGGGACACCCAGUCCGUCGGCCACACUGAGGAUUCAGACAGGCUCCUGAUCCCCUGUUUUUGGAGACCAAGGACACUUGUCCCGGGACUCACCAACACCUAGCAAUCUGGCCUGGGAGCAUGUGCCUGUGCCCCGGGCCAUACAGGGAGAGCAAAGCAUCAAGUCUGAAAGAGCAAGGAUGCCCCUGUCUCUGUACCUGGGACUCGGUGGAUGGGGAUAGGGGCAGCUGGAGGUGGCCUGGUGAAAGGAUGGAGCCAGCUAAGUGAUAAAGUGGAAGUGGAGGGUCUUGGUUGUGGGAGGGCACCAAGGCCCUUUAGACUUGCCCUCCUGCCUUUGGAGGGAAUAUCAGGAAUGGAGCAUGAGGCCCAGCAGGGAUAAUCAUGGCCAGGACAAGCCAUGCUCGGUCACCCAGAGCUAGAUGGGUGAAGACUAAGUCUAUCAGAAUUCUCAGUGACCCUGGCCUCCCUCUCACCACCUGCCAUGAUCCAGCUGAUAUUCAGCUUGGGUUCUUUUUGGCUCUGAGGAAGGACCAGGACCAUAGCAGAGCUGGAGGGCCAUGGAACAUGCUGGAAUAAAGUAGAAUGUGCUGAGUUAGA